UGUAAUGUCCAUUGAUUGGAAGAAUCCACAAGGAAUCCCUUAACCUUUUGAUGAUUCCAACUACUUUUUGUGGUUAAAGAAAAAUUAAAAUUUGAGGAAUAGGAACUUGAUUCAUCCAUUAUCCUCCUCUACUUUCCAAUAUAACCAACCAUUUAUUGCACCUUUUUUUCUUCCCCUUGUAAAAAAAAUCAACUCAUUAUCAUUUAAUAUUUUACAACAUUUUGUUCUCUCUCCAUGAACAAAUUUUUGCGCUAACAAAGGCGACUGUUUAAGUUAUAUGCAUUGACAGUAUAAAUAUGGCGGACGAGGAUGAAGCUUUGGAAAAUAAGACGGUAUUAGUUCGAAGUGGUUCACACAUGUAUGAUGAAUUGAGGAGUUUUAGGACGUGGUUUAAGUGGAUGUGUGUGGAUCAAUCGAACCCUUCGUCUGCUUGUUUGUCUUGGUUUGUAUUUAGUUUGCUAACUUUUGUUGUGCCAUGGCUGUCUCAUUAUCUACUGGCUUGUAGCGAGUGCGAUGCUGAUCAUAGUAGGACUUAUGACUGUGUUACUCAGCUGUCGAUGAGCAGCGUUGCUGCUCUGUCGUUCAUCUGUCUUUCGAGGUUCAAUAAGAAAUAUGGACUUCGGAGGUUCUUGUUCCUGGAUAAACUUUGUGAUGAGAGUGAGACUGUUAGAAACUGCUACACACAACAGCUCAAUAGAUCGACGAAGAUCCUAUUCAUUUUUGUCCUUCCAUGUUUUGUUGCUGAAAGCACAUACAAGAUUUGGUGGUACAGCUCAGGUGGAAGCGGAAUCCCGUUCUUGGGCAAUGUCAUCGCCUGCAUUCUGGAGCUGAGCUCGUGGUUCUACAGAACGGUCGUGUUCUUCUUAGUUUGUGUCCUUUUCCGCUUGAUAUGUUACCUUCAGAUUCUCCGACUACAGGAUUUCGCUCAAGUACUCUUCCAUGUGGAUUCUGAUGUUGAAUCUGUGUUGAGAGAACACCUCAGGAUCAGGAGGCAUUUGAGAAUUAUUAGCCAUAGGUUCCGCGUAUUCAUCUUGUGGGCAUUGAUAUUUAUCACAGCAAGUCUAUUUGCCUCCCUACUACUGACUACACGCCCAAAUGCAGAUCUACGUGUCUAUAAGAGUGGUGAACUUGCGCUGUGUUCCGUCAGCCUUCUUGCUGGACUGAUGAUACUGUUGCGGAGUGCAACAAGAAUUACUCACAAGGCACAAUCAGUGACAUGCCUCGCUGCAAAAUGGCAUGCCUGCGCGACAAUAGACUCGUAUCAUUGGGCUGAGACUGAGUCUCCUCCAGCAGCUCAUCAAGUAGAUUGCAACAAUGGUUAUAACGGAUCAUCUGAUGCAGAGGAUGUUGGAGAUGAAGAGGAUGAACUGGAUAAUACAAAGUUUGUCCCCUCGUAUGCCUAUAGUACAAUCUCGUUCCAAAAAAGACAGGCUCUAGUGACAUAUUUUGAGAAUAAUCGAGCAGGAGUUACGAUAUAUGGUUUCAUGUUAGACAGAACUUCUCUUCACACCAUUUUCGGAAUAGAGCUGACACUGAUGCUCUGGUUGCUUGGUAAAACCGUUGGCGUUUCUUGAAUUAUUAAUUUGCUGUGUAUUUAUGUCGUCGCUCAUUGAAAUUGUAUAGUAUAAGACAUGUAGUAUGGAUCCAUGAUAUGGUUGUACUUGUAUGGUUCCUUGGACACUGUUAAAUUGAUGAAAAUUUUCUUCUUGCUUAUGAUAAA
Solanum pennellii is the source of this 1720-nucleotide messenger RNA. RefSeq lists its product as uncharacterized. NCBI's taxonomy places the organism in Eukaryota, Viridiplantae, Streptophyta, Magnoliopsida, Solanales, Solanaceae. The record is from RefSeq and is a predicted model, not a curated record. The transcript is spliced from 4 exons. Bases 297 to 1574 code for a protein of 425 amino acids.